Messenger RNA from Physella acuta, 2376 nucleotides. Its product is annotated as meiotic recombination protein REC8 homolog. Gene Ontology annotation, cellular component: meiotic cohesin complex. Gene Ontology annotation, biological process: meiotic sister chromatid cohesion; double-strand break repair. The record is from RefSeq and is a predicted model, not a curated record. Lineage: Eukaryota; Metazoa; Mollusca; Gastropoda; Physidae. Gene Ontology annotation, molecular function: protein binding; chromatin binding.
GACAAAUUCAAGCGUUAGUUUGGCCUGUUCCACAUCUUCAGUCUGCGUUGCUAAAACCUAACUGUAAAGCUGUCUCUAGAUCUAGAUCUAGAGUCUAGAUCUCUAUUUGUAUUUUCUAUAUCCAGUGUAGAUAUCUAGAUUAGAUCUAGCCUAUAUAUUAUAUACAAAUUUCAGUAUUUUUUUUCUUUAGGGUGUGCCGUAGGCCCUUGCCGUAGCGGGGUAGCCGAACUUCAAACUUAAGUUAUUAAUUCACAGUUCAGUUCACAUCAUUAAGUUUAAAAGUUAAGAGUUGAGACACCAGAGGCAUCAACAAUGUUUUACAGUCAUGUGUAUUUAAGAAGAAAUGGAAGAUUCGGAUUAGUUUGGCUCGCAGCCACCCAGUCCAGAAUACUUAACAAAAGAGAACUGCAAGCUGUCAAUAUUUCUAUAACAUGCUCCGAUAUUCUAGAGCACAUUCCAGGAAGUGUAGGACAUGGAACUUACAAGCGGCCUCGCAGAUUCUCACUGUAUCUUUCCUCCCAGCUGAUGUAUGGCUCUGUCAAAAUACUUCAAAAACAGUGGGAAUGUCUACUUACUGAUGUUUCAUCCUUGCUUAGACAUUUUUAUCCAGACAUAAGCACAACAAAUGAAAUAGAUCUUGUAAUACUAAGACAUGAUGUGGUCACCAUUGAAUCAUGUGUGCCUGUCAGCAUCAAAGAUAAAUUCUAUGACCCAUUUUUUGGGGCAUUUAAAGACUCAACCGUGGAUGUUGAGGCUCUGUUGGAAGCUUGGGAUACAGGUUAUUUGGAACAAUGUAACCAGUCUAUUACCUUGCCUCCUUCAGUCACAGCAGAAGUAGGAUCACCUCAUUCAGUUUCUGAUCCAAGAGACAUUCAAAUCCAAGAUGAUCUCUAUCUGCCUAUAAACCCAAUGAUGCCAGGAGAACAAGAUUUACCCAUGCUGGAUGUGGAUAACCUGGCCCUGCUGCACCAGACGGAUGAAGAUAUCCAGAUCUCAGCCGAAGAGAUGAUGAGUCCCAGAAUCUCAAGAAUCCUGAGACCAACAGAAGUGACAGAUAUGGACAUCCAAACAGGCCCCACUAGAGCUUUUCUUGAAGAAACACCAGCUGUAAAAACAGGUGGAGCCAUGCCCAGUACUCCACAAAAACCAAAGAGAAAACGGCCUCUACAGUCCCCAGAUGGAAAAAAGACACUACAAAGGGAAGAAGAAACAGUUAUGGAAGGAAGCCAACAGCUGGAAGAACAAGUUGUCACCCAUGAUGAUCAGCUGAUGCUUGAACCUGUUGUUGUUGGAGCAGACGGCAGACUUCUAUCCCCUGUGGUACCCAAGGGACAUGACUGGCUACAGAAAAGACCAUGCAUACUGAGUGAGCCAGCAGAUGCCCUAACACCUAGCCCUGCCAGAAGGCGCAAACCAAGCAGACUCAUUAUAGAUGAGAAGCUACAGCUGCAUCGAUCAGAGAUCAGAUCAAACAUGACAACCUCACACACUACUUCAUUACCUUUUAUUAUACCAGUUUUACAGCAGAAGGAUUUAUUCAAGAACCCUGGCAGUCGUUACCUCACCAGCAUGUCACUGGUAAAUUUAUGGAAGAGAAACUGUGUUUUAGGAUUACGAGCUUACGACACAGAAUCAGAGUCUUCAUCCUCUUUCACUAGUCCCUCCUUACCUGAAAUCAUCAAACGCAAAAGACCUUCAGCAACAGCCAAAGGAGAUACUCCGGAAAAACAGCUGAAAAAAGAUGUUUCAAUUCCAUUGUCUGUGGAACGAAUAAGGGACACAUCUGCUCGAUCAGCCGAAGGUGCAGAAAGAAGUCAUUCUAUAGUGGGUCUAUCAAGCGAUGAGUCUUCCUUGAGUAUAAGCGCCAGGAGAUCAGGAAUGCAUGCUGAGUGGGAGAAGUCUGGCAUAGACGAGCCUGUCCUUGUUGAUCCUGCUCAGAACAUAAGCCUGGGAGUUCUACCCACAUUACAAGAGGAACAUGAGCAACUACUGAGUCCACCUGCUUUGGUGCAAAAAGAUGAAUCUUUUGAUGUAUCAAUUCCAUUACCUCAUCGUGUUUCACCAGUUCUUCCAGAGAAACCUAUUCUUGGCAUGGUGACAGAAGCUGUGAAAGCCAGCCGUGAAGCCGUGACAUUUCGCAGCCUGUGUCCACCAGCUACCACUUCCAGAUUCAUCGCUGCCAAGAUGUUCUUAGAUCUCUGCUUUGAAGUUGGUAAAGCCCAGCUGUGUAUAGAACAACAUCAGCCUUAUGGUGACAUCUUCAUCUGGCUGCCAGAUCAAAGAGCCCAGUGACAGACCAGAUUCAUUUUUAAAAAGCAAAUUGUAAUAGAUGUGUUUUUUUAUAUAAGUCUAGAGAAAACUGAUAUUUUAAACUUU